Molecule: messenger RNA, 3554 nt
Organism: Syngnathoides biaculeatus (alligator pipefish)
Lineage: Eukaryota; Metazoa; Chordata; Actinopteri; Syngnathiformes; Syngnathidae
Gene: nol8
Product: nucleolar protein 8
Exons: 18
Coding region: 189-3305 (1038 amino acids)
Molecular function (GO): RNA binding
Source: RefSeq, a predicted model, not a curated record
GGUUUUUUUUUUUUUUUUUUGUAUUUUAAGACUUUCGUGACUGUUUAUCUAUUUUGGUAACUUAUAACUUUGUUACGGCUGUGGCGGAAAUAUCGAGUGGUAGGGAAACACCAGCGGACCGUAAUGUUGGCCGGACCGGCGUGUCGAGCACAUUUCAAUGUAGCACCGGCUGUUUCCAUGUGAGCGAGAUGCCGCGACUGUACGUGGGCGGCUUGAGCCACACGGUCACCCAGAAGGACCUGACGGAUCGCUUCGGGAAGUUUGGACACGUGGAGGACGUGGAACUCCGGACCAGACGAGAUGACGAGGGUGUUCCCUACAAAACCUUUGCUUACAUCAACCUAGACAUUUCUGACAAAGACUUGAACAAGUGCAUGACAGUGUUGAACAAAUCCAAAUGGAAAGGAGGAACUCUGCAGAUUGAACUUGCGAAGGAGAGUCUCCUGAACAAGCUGGCCCGGGAGAGGCAAGCGGAGCAGCAGCAUCCCCGUCAAGACGCAGACGACAAACAACAAAACUCGGACAAGCUGCUGGAGUCUCUCAGCAAAGCCGGCGUGGACAACUUCACCAUGAAGGCGGCUGUGCCGGGCACGGAAAUACCGGGGCACAAGAACUGGGUGGUUAGCAAAUUUGGCCGCGUGCUGCCGGUCAUGCAGCUGCGCUGUCACAAAGGCAACAAAGCUCGCACCGUCAAGUACGACCCGUCUAAGUACAGCCACAACAUCCGCCGCUUGGCCCCCCCCACCGACGGCGGUGACGCCCCCACCCCCGUGGCCCAGCUCACCUGGCGGGUCGACGGCGGAGAUAACGACAUCAGCAAGAAGAGGCGUGGAGAGUUCCCGCCGUAUCAGCCCCCAAAGCCAAAGAAGACUCGUGCAGAUGUUGCCAAAUCCCUCCAAGAUAUGAACGACGCCAGACCGAAACAGGUUUUCAUCGCCGCUAAGCCGGAGAGUCAUCAGCUGACGCACGGAUUCAGACCGGCAAACAAUCAACGGCAAGCUCAGAGGAGAGGACGCGGACUUUACGAGGAGAGCGACGUGGACUCGGACGAGGAGAUGCGGCGGCUGGUGGCGCUUGAGCGGCCUUCCUACGACGCACCGGGCCAGGACGCGGAAGAAGACCACCUGGAAGUGGUGGGGGACGACUUCUUGGUCGCGGCUGGAGACUCCUGGCAGAAGCGUGGCGGAAGACCAACGAACAACGAAGACGAGCAGGAGUACGACUCCGCUGACACGGAUGAACUCUUCGCUUCAAGGAAACAUCCUCUUCCUCCUCUGGAGUGCAACUCUGGCGGAAGGACGGGAAAGGAGAAGAGGAACAGAGAAGAGCGGGUUGCGAAGAAGAAGAAAACUGCUCUCCUUUCCAAGGAGGAAGCGCAGGAGGACUCGAUGGACACGGGGGAAAUUUCCACUUCCUGGAAACCUUCUCCUCCUCAUCAGGAGAACAUCUCGGAAGAAAGGACAGGAAUGGACGAGAGGGCGAAGGACUCAACUAUUCUUGCCGAAGAAGACGAGGAGGAGGAGGAGGAGGAAGACGAGCACGUCGACUCUGCCGAUUCCGACUACGAGGCCAUGUUCUCCAACGUCACCCGUCUGGAAAUCUCCAUGGCCGACCUCCAGAAGCUGGCAGAGGAAUCCCGGCAAACCUCCGAGGAGCGAGCGCCCCGUGGUCCCAAAGUCCCGGCGGCACGCGUCCCCAAGAAAGGAACCGUGCCCGAGGACAUCCUGGCCUCGCUGCUGGGGGGCCGCGACAUCAAAUGGUGGGACGAACCACAUCCCAACAAGGCGACAAAUAAAGGGAAAAAGGUCACCGCCACAACGCUUCCCCCAUUUCGGGGCAGCGGAAUGCUCGACGAGGAGGCGCUGAGUGAAACGGACGCUCCUGAGAAAAAUGAGGCAGGAGAGGAGCCGUCGGAGGGUUCUUUGUCGUCCUCCUCGUCAGGGGAGGAGGAAACGACACCCGUCGAUGCGGCGCGGCGCCCGAAGCUGAGCGCCCAGGAGGAAGAGGAGCGGCAGAGGAAGGACAACGCGAGGAGACUGGCUGCCGUCCAGCAGAGGCUGAAGGAGGCGCAGGAGCACAAGAAGCUCAUCCAGGGGGCGCUAGCCAACGUGGACGCUGUGACUGCGAGAACAGGAAAACACAUUGUUUUUGAUUCAGACGAUGAGCAGACGACUGUCGCCAACUCCAAGAUUCCUCUGGGCCGGGACCUGCGAUCGGAGUCCGACGACGAGGCGGCAGCCGAUGACGGCGUCCCGACUAAAGAUGAGGAGCGGGAAAAGGCGUCAGCCCCUCGGCUUUUCGACAGCAGCGAAGAUGAGGAUGACGAAGAGGAAGAUGGCGACAGGUUCGACAUCAGGCCUCAGUUUGAAGGACGAGCCGGACAGAAGCUGAUGGAGCUGCAGUCUCGCUUCGGCGCGGACGAACGUUUCCGGAUGGACUCUCGCUUCCUGGAGGAGGAAGAAAAGGACGACGGGGAGGGAGAGGAAGGGACGAGCGUGGCGGUGGAUGAGGACGUUCUGCAGGAGGAGAAGAAAAGGAACAUGUCCAUCGUGGAGGAACUCCUGGGACCGCAACGCAACAGCGGAAGGACCGCCGCCAAGACCAAAACCUUCAGAGACGUGUCGGCGCUGCACUACGACCCCAGCAAAGAAGAACACGCCGCCUUUGAACGCAAAGUGGACGGCGACCAGGACAGCAAGUCAACCCGACGGAAGAAGCGCGAGGAGGCUCAGAAGCUUCCGGAGGUUUCCAAGGAGAUCUUCUACGACGUGUCGGGCGACCUGAAGGCCAUGUUCGGACCCGACGGCGACAGCCACCGGCGGGCCGCGGACCUGCCCGAGACCUGCUGGGACCGGGACGACCAAGACAAGGAUGAAGAGCGGCCCGAGGCGGAACAACAAACCGGCUUCGUCUUCUCCUUCUUUGGCGACGAAAUCCAGACAGCCAGUCAACACGCGGAGUACAAGGCGGAGAGCAUCCGGGCCGCUCAGGUGUUGCCGUGGCAACAAGACACCCGGCUUCAAGACAGCAGCGAGGACGAGGAGGAGGAAGACGAGGGAGGAGAGGUGGAAAGCAACAACGCGGCGCCUCAAAAUACAACAGAGCAACUUGUUCCUUCCACCAACAAUUUCUUCUUCUUCCGCCUUGAUGACACCAGAUUGACAGAGGGUCCCCGCUGGUUCCGUCGUUCGUGCCAGCUGGAGGCCGGGCGGCACGAGUGGGACGAGAGGAGGACGGCGCUCAGACAGGAGUACCGCAAGAAACACAAGGACGCCCGCAGGAAGUUGAAAUCCCCAAAGACUUGAUCGCGUUCAACCUCACACAAACAGAAAAAUCUGCACACAGAGCAUAAUAAUGUCUUUUCGAGAGCCUGGUAUGAAAAUGAAACGUGAUAUCAGUCCAACAAGACAUGGAUGGACAUUAAUGUAUCAUCUCUUUGGCAUUUAUUUAGCCAAUUGAGGUCUUCCACAUGUCAUCACAGUUUUUCUUUGUACCUUCAACCAUCUUUUCGGAGAUCAUGUCAAAUAAAAUUUGUAUGUUCGCUUGUUUCUACA